Messenger RNA from Acipenser ruthenus (sterlet), 2368 nucleotides. Its product is annotated as disabled homolog 1-like. Lineage: Eukaryota; Metazoa; Chordata; Actinopteri; Acipenseriformes; Acipenseridae. Bases 382 to 2076 code for a protein of 564 amino acids. The record is from RefSeq and is a predicted model, not a curated record. The transcript has 16 exons. Gene Ontology annotation, biological process: ventral spinal cord development; lateral motor column neuron migration.
GAGAGAGAGAGAGGUAACCAGGCAACUUCAGCUGGAGCAGAGAAAAAGAAGAAUAAAAAAGAGCGUUCAAAUCCUAAUACAAUUAUUUGGCAAUGGGGAGGAUGUAGUCCAGAUUUCACAAUGUCCCUAAAAUGGGAAACAGGAUUACCUCUGCUUUAGAAACAGCAUGGACUUUUCAAAUACCAUUAGUGGGAACUAAUCGAGUUUUGACAAUGAGAAGCAUGGGAACACACAUCAACGAAAAGCACUCAAAGAGUGACUGAGAUGCUCUGUCUGGGCUAGAGUAUCUGAGGGACUGAUUCGCAGUCUGUUGGAGAGCAGUUCUAAAUGAUCCGGUGUGUGUUAUUGGAUCUGUUUGAAGAGGAAUAAGGAUUUAAUAGGAUGUCAACAGAGACGGAACUCCAGCCAGCUGUUAAAACCAGCACGAGAAAGGAGCCCAAGAAGAAAGGUCAGGAUCGGAGCGAGACAGGUCUGAUCAAGCGCUUUAAGGGGGAUGGUAUUCGGUACAAGGCUAAGCUGAUCGGGCUUGAUGACGUUACAGCAGCAAGAGGAGACAAGCUAUGCCAGGAUUCAAUGAUGAAGCUCAAGGGAAUUGCUGCAGCAGCCCGUUCAAAGGGAGAACACAAGCAGAAAAUCUUUUUAACAGUCUCCUUCGGGGGGAUCAAAAUCUUUGAUGAAAAGACGGGGGUCCUUCAGCAUCACCAUUCAGUCCAUGAAAUAUCGUACAUAGCCAAGGACAUCACGGAUCAUAGAGCCUUUGGUUAUGUCUGCGGAAAGGAAGGGAAUCACCGGUUUGUGGCAAUAAAGACUGCACAGUCUGCCGAGCCGGUAAUACUUGAUCUGAGAGAUCUCUUCCAACUCAUCUAUGAGCUCAAGCAGAGGGAAGAGAUGGAGAAGAAAGCACAGAAGGAUAAACAGUGUGAGCAAGCAGUGUACCAGACCAUUUUGGAGGACGAUGUGGAGGAUCCUGUGUACCAGUACAUUGUGUUUGAGGCUGGACAUGAACCAAUCCGUGAACCAGAAUCAGAGGAGAACAUUUAUCAGGUCCCCAAAAGUCAGCAGAAGGAAGGGGUCUAUGAUGUUCCAAAGCGGCAAACAGUGAGUAACAGGGAGACCCUGGUGGAGAUUGAUGAAGACCUUGGCAAGGUCACGCAGAAUAUCAGCCAGUUACAGCUGUUUGGUGACAUGUCGACUCCUCCUGACAUCACCUCACCUUCAACCCCAGCAUCACCUGCAAAUACGCUUGACCCAGGUGUAUUGCACCAGCACCCCUCAGAAAUGUUCGGACCAUUCAACCCUGCUGCUGUCCCCUCAGGUUAUGUCACGAUGGGAGCCGUCCAGCCCGCACUCUGGGGGCAGCCAGUGUUUGGAGCCCAGCAACCCAUGGCCUUUGGAGCCCAGACUCCAGUUCCUCAGGUGAUAGGGGCCCAGCCAAUGAUAUGGGGCCAACCCAACCUUUUCCCUGCUACCCAGCAGCAAUGGGCUGCCAUGGCAGGUGCAUUCCCACCCAAUGCCUUUAUGCCAACGCAAACUGUUGCACCCUUGCACGCGGCAAUGUUCCAAAGCAUGCCUGCUACCAUACCGGCCGUGCCCCCCACCUGUGACUCUGCUGUGUCCAGCCCCCAGGGGGACAAGUCAAAACAGAAGAUGUCCAAGGAGAUGUUCAAGGAUUUCCAGAUGGUCCAGCCCCCACCCGUCCCGUCUCGGAAGGACGAGCAGCCCAUCCUGGCCUGUACCUCAGAAGCCUUCUCCAACUAUUUCAGCCAGGUGGGGGUGGCGCAGGACACUGAUGACUGCGAUGAUUUCGACAUCUCCCAGAUGAACCUGACCCCGGUGACCUCCACCACACCGUCAACGAACUCACCCCCAACCCCUGCCCCGAGGCAAAGUUCUCCGUCCAAAUCCUCAGCCUCGCACGCCAGCGACCCGCCAAUGGAUGACUCCUUCGGGGAGGUCGAGGAGAGCCCGAGCCGGAGCGGAGAGGAAGACGCUGCCGGUGGAUCUCAGGCCUCCUCUAACAGUGAUCCACCUGCAGAGCCCUCUGGUGAUAGCCUCAGCCCUCAGGUCGGUAGCUAGAGAGUGCAGGUCAGGGAGAACGAUCCUCUCUAUGCCCAGAUUAACAAAUUGAAGAAAUAAGUAUUGUGGAAUAGCCAGCUUGUUGGUGCUCUACAAGACCUUCUCUAAAUGACAAUGCUCCCUGCCAGACUUUUGGAUCUCAAGGCUCCAUCACUCUGUAUUCUGCAAUGCUGAUGCAGAUGGAUUUGCUUCUCUGGAUUAGUCCUCUCAAUGAUGCAGCCACCAGUUCAUAAGCAACUUACGAACUUGCCAAGUGCUGCACAAAUAUAAUAAAGAGGGGUAGGGGGGUGGG